UGGCUUCUCGGAUACUCAUUUAGUUUAUUUGUGAGUGGUAAAAGAGCCUAAAUGUAAGUAAAUUAUAUAAAAAUUAAGAUUUCUCAGUCAUAGAGCUUAUCAUAUACAUAACCAUCUAGCCUACAUCUUUUUACAUGUAUUUUUAUGCCCAAGAUGAGGAAAGAUAUUAAUAAAAAUGGCCUGAGGUGUAAAAUAAUAUUAAAAACAAGCCUUACUUUAGGGCAUAAUGGUAUCGUUAAAGUUUAUCUUGCUUGAGAAAACACUUAUUUAUCAAUUAUUGAACCAUAAGCAAUAGCCAAGAAUUGCAGCACGAAUUUGUUAAUUUUCUAUUGGACAAAAGUUUUUCAAGGGGACUUAUGCCUGAGUUUAAGAGAAGUUUAAAAUUUUUAUCUUCAUUGAUUGAUCUGUCAAAAUAUUUCAGAUUGCUAUUAAUUUUGCUACAAGUAAGAAAUAAAGAUGCUGCCCAAGUCUCAAUUAUUAGGCUUCCCAGUGUUGGCUUGAACUUCAAAAGAAUUUGCGACUAUAAAACUAGCAUAGACCCAACUAAUAGUUUUUACUGUAAUUAAAAUUUAUUGACUGGCAAAUCAUAAAGGUGAAUAUCUGAAAAAGAAGGAUGAUUUAAGUGAUAGUUAUUUCAAGAAUUGUAGAAAUCAUAUAAAGACUUCCACUUUGGUUAAAAUCAGCAUUUGCACUCUUAAAUAUUCUGGAUAUCUCCUAAUGACAAAUAUUUUCAAGCUAACAUUGCACAUCUUGGUUGUUCCAAAUAUUGCACAAAACUAUGACUAAACCAUUUAAAAAUCGGGGUUGCCUCAGAUUAUAACUCUCAUCUCUUUCACAGGCCUAUAGGUAUAAUUUUCCAGCUAAAGACAUAUUUUUUUGCUAUAAUUUUUCGUCAUGAAUCACUCGGCUAUUUAUAAUAGCAUCACCCAUCAUAAAGUUAGGUCUUUUUAAGAAGACUCUUAAAGCUUUUAAAUGGGCAGCUAAUUCAGAGAUGAUAUUCUCUUUCCCUAUUAUCAUAGUUGCUUAAUUUUGGAGUAAUGAGUCGUCUAAGGAGCGACCAUGCUCACCAAUUAAUCUGUGAUUUCUAAAGUAUAAAUUUGCUGAAAAAUAGUUAUUAAUAGGAGAUUUCCCACGAGACUAGCAAUAUGAGCUAACAAUUUGAACUGUGUUGUGCUAAAAUGGCAAAGGAUUAGGUCAAUAUUCUGAGCUUGCAGCAUGAAUCAGAGUUAAAUAGACACUAAACUUAAUUACUAUUAAAUUUAUUUUCAAAAUAUGUGGGCGUUGGUUCAUUGGUGGAUGAGAAUAUUGGAGCUCUAAAUUUAAGAGUUCUCAUAAAAUAAGCAUUGGCACAUUUUUCUUAAUCAUUUCUCUUCAUUGAAUGUUCUAUGACAUAGAUAAAUAAAUUUCCAGAGGAUUUAACUAGGCUUGAAGACUUCAAAAGAAAUUUGAUUAUUUUUAAUAUUCAUUUUUUUCGAAGCGGCUUAAAAUUGAGUGCACAAGGAUGAAAAAUAAUCUGAUACUCCCUUUUCGGCAGGAAGAUAUUCUCACAGAGAUGAAAUUCUCUUAAUAAAGGAUAUUGACUAGUUCACCAAAGAAGAAAUAUUAAAAUAAGCCUGAAAAUUCAUACAAUCGUCAGAAAGAUGGAAUCACAAUAGGCCUCUCAAUUCAUCUCAAUUCGAGCAUUUUUUCUCAUAGAAAGUAGUAGCCUGAAGUUGACU
Molecule: messenger RNA, 1718 nt
Organism: Moneuplotes crassus
Lineage: Eukaryota; Ciliophora; Spirotrichea; Euplotida; Euplotidae
Source: the annotation of a GenBank genome assembly